UCGUCAGCGCCACCCGGCCGCGGCCCCGGCUCCCAUCCUGCCGCCGGGCACAGCUCGUCUGAAUUUGAGCCCUACAUGAGGCAAAUGGAACAAGCAGCACAAUUUGCCAGCAAUAUCCUGUGAUACUAACCGUGAAAGUCAUCAGAGAAGGAGAGAGCAAAUUCUGUUGAAAAGAGCUUCUGGCAUGAGAUGAGCUCCUAGGGUGUAUUUGUAAUUGAUGUAGUGGAGUGCUUAGACUUGUGGCAAUGCUACAUUGACACUUCACUGAGCAGAAUGAAACAAUUCUACUAAAUGGAUCAACUUUGUUUCUGCCUGUGCCUGACCUUUGAACGGGAGGGGAAAAGCCUGACAUUCCUGAAAAUGGCAACUGAGACAUCCGCAGAAGUUCCGAAAACUGCUAGGCAAUUCGUCCUUAAAGAAGAGGUAAUUGUAGAAAGAAAAUGGUUGAAGCUUGAGGAAACAACUUAUACUGAUCCCAAUGGUAAAACCAGAACUUGGGAAACCGUAAAGCGUGCUGGCAGGAAAAAGGGAGUUUCAGCCGAUGGUGUAGCAGUGAUAGCUGUACUACAGAGAACUCUCCACUACGACUGCGUUGUCCUAGUGAAACAGUUCAGGCCUCCAAUUAACGGCUACUGCUUAGAAUUUCCUGCAGGCCUCAUUGAGGAAAACGAGACUGCAGAAAGUGCUGCAUUGCGAGAGUUGGAGGAAGAAACGGGGUACAAGGGGGAAGUCGUUGAAUGUACUCCAGCUCUCUGCUUGGACCCAGGUUUGUCAAACAGCACAACGCACAUUGUGAGCGUCACCAUUAAUGGAGAUGAGGCUGAGAAUACAAGACCUAAGCAAAAACUUGAUGAUGGAGAAUAUGUGGAAGUUAUUUCACUUCCAAAGAUUGACUUACUGCAAAGAAUUGAUGAGCUAGUAGCAGAAGAGCAUAUUGCAGUGGAUGCCAGGGUUUAUACUUAUGCACUGGCCCUGAAGCGUGCAACAGAGAAACCGCUCCAAGUUCCUUUCAUGAAGUUCUAAAAUUUCACAAUGACAAAUGUAGUUGAAAAUUGUCCAGUCUAGAUGGCUUAGAAUGUAACUCUUCUUGUUAUAAAGGUCCUUUACUUUACAUGCAGAAUAAAAAAACACUUUGUUGGAAUAAUUCUGAUAUUUUUACCUGGAAUUAUGUAACUGACAAAAAGUAUUUCUCCUAACUGUUUAAUCUAUCAAGCCUUUAGAGAAUAAUCAUAAUAAAAAUACUGUUUAAUUUUCAAAA
Molecule: messenger RNA, 1258 nt
Organism: Cygnus olor (mute swan)
Lineage: Eukaryota; Metazoa; Chordata; Aves; Anseriformes; Anatidae
Gene: NUDT5
Product: nudix hydrolase 5
Exons: 13
Coding region: 292-1023 (243 amino acids)
Biological process (GO): ribose phosphate metabolic process; nucleoside phosphate metabolic process
Cellular component (GO): nucleus
Molecular function (GO): ADP-ribose diphosphatase activity
Source: RefSeq, a predicted model, not a curated record